AUGGCACAUCCCUCGCAACUAGGAUUUCAAGACGCAGCUUCACCUCUUAUAGAAGAACUUCUUCAUUUCCAUGACCAUGCCUUAAUAAUCGUCUUCUUAAUCAGCACAAUAGUGCUAUACAUUAUUGUGGCCAUGGUUACCGCCAAAUUUACCGAUAAACUUGUCCUAGAUUCCCAAGAAAUCGAAAUCAUUUGAACCCUACUCCCUGCAAUCAUCCUUAUUCUGAUUGCUUUACCAUCCCUCCGCAUUCUCUACUUAAUAGAUGAAAUUAAUGACCCCCAUCUGACAAUCAAAGCCCUAGGUCACCAAUGAUACUGAAGCUAUGAGUACACCGACUACGAAGACCUAGGAUUUGACUCCUACAUGAUCCCCACCCAAGACUUAACCCCCGGCCAGUUUCGCCUUCUAGAGGCAGACCACCGAAUGGUAAUCCCAGUCGAAUCCCCUAUCCGAGUCCUUAUUUCUGCUGAAGACGUCCUGCACUCCUGAGCAAUCCCUGCACUAGGCGUAAAAGUAGAUGCAGUCCCCGGCCGUCUCAACCAAACCACCUUCAUCGUCAACCGCCCCGGGGUAUUCUACGGACAAUGCUCCGAAAUCUGCGGGGCCAACCACAGUUUUAUACCUAUCGUAGUUGAAGCAGUUCCCCUAGAACACUUUGAAAACUGAACCUCCCUAAUAAUCGAAGACGCUU
Messenger RNA from Xiphias gladius (swordfish), 691 nucleotides. The record is from the annotation of a RefSeq genome assembly. NCBI's taxonomy places the organism in Eukaryota, Metazoa, Chordata, Actinopteri, Istiophoriformes, Xiphiidae.